GAUUCAUCAACACUGCAUUUACAUCAACAUAGCCCUGUAUUAUUAGUAACACCCGGUUUUUAAAGUGACUAAUUCCAAAUUUUAUUUAACUAAUUUAGCAACAAAUCGCAAUAACUGCAAGAUGGCGCAGAUAAUUGAGUCGGGCAAAUCGGAUUUCAUCAAAGCGAAUGUGUCCAACUCCCACAAUGAUGCAGUGGCCUUUGAGGUGAAGCUUGCCAAGGAUCUAACAGUUGCUGAGCUUAAGAGCAAACUAGAGAUCUUGACUGGAGGCUGUGCAGGAACUAUGAAAGUGGAGCUCUACAAGGGUGACACAUGCCUCUCCACGCUGGACAACAACAACGCCCAGCUGGGUUACUAUGCCAACUGCGAUGGCCUACGCCUGCACGUCAUCGAUAGCUUCGCUAACUUUAGUUUUGACAACGCGACCGUUGAGAAAUUCGAGCUGACGAAGGAUCAGUAUGAGCAGCGAACCAAUUCCGUGAGAAACUACCUCAAGCAGAACAAGCUGGGCAAGUACAAUGAGGAGGAGAUGGCUCAGGCCGAGGAGAAGCGCCGGCAGCAGGCCGAGGAAAUGCAAAAGCGGGCGGAACUAUGCAUCGUGGAUGCAAGAUGCGAGGUCGCAGUUCCUGGAAAUCCAAGACGUCGGGGAACCAUUCGUUAUAAUGGACAGCUGGAGGGCAAGAGUGGGGUAUUUAUUGGAGUAGAGUACGAUGAGCCUCUUGGGAAAAACAAUGGAAGCAUUGCUGGCAAAGCUUACUUUACCUGUCAACCCAAUUAUGGGGGCUUCGUCUCCCCACUUUCCGUUACGGUGGGCGAUUUCCCAAAAGAAGAAUUUAACCUGGAUGAUGAGCUCUGAGAGCUUUUAUAUGGUGUACUUAACACAAAUCUCGGAAAACUACUCGCACAUCGCACAUGCCAGUUUAACCAAAAGACUUACCAGGCAAUUACCUUAUUUAUACGCAGCAGGAAAACUAAUUUUAGUUAUGCCAUUUUGUAUUUAUUAAUUAAAACAUCUAUGUAUGUAUGUAUAUCAGAUAUUCUUACAACAUGAUUAUUCGUAAAUUCUAUAA
Drosophila ananassae is the source of this 1070-nucleotide messenger RNA. It is a transcript of the gene TBCB, whose product is annotated as tubulin-folding cofactor B. Gene Ontology annotation, biological process: tubulin complex assembly; cytoplasmic microtubule organization; post-chaperonin tubulin folding pathway. The transcript has 4 exons. Bases 122 to 856 code for a protein of 244 amino acids. The record is from RefSeq and is a predicted model, not a curated record. Gene Ontology annotation, cellular component: microtubule plus-end; cytoplasm; nucleus. Gene Ontology annotation, molecular function: alpha-tubulin binding; microtubule plus-end binding. NCBI's taxonomy places the organism in Eukaryota, Metazoa, Arthropoda, Insecta, Diptera, Drosophilidae.